AGUACACUUUCCAACCUUUUUUAUGUUGCACGCAUCUACUCCUACUCCUAUGGACCAUGGCACCGUUAGAGAGAGAGAGAAAUCCAAGGCAGGCACCCACCACGGCAACCCAUAACUAUACUGGUAGUAGCACGGCCGCACGGGCAAGAGGACGAGACCGAGAGCGCACAAGGCUUUCUUCUCUCCAUCUUCGCUGUUCCACAGUCCACACCCACGCACACAAGCAAGCGGCCUCAUCUGUUUUAUUGUUUUUCUUGAUCCCCUUCCCUCCAUAUCUCUCUCGCGCCGAUCGAGAGGGGGGCGGGCGGCGGGCGGCGGCGCGCGGCGGGAGCAUGCGCGAGUAGGUUGGUAGAUGAGGGCGGCACCCUUCAGUGCCGACGGGAACGGGGCGGCGGAGCUCGCGGGGAGCAUAGCGGCGCUGCUUUGGCCGGAGGACAAGGGCGGCGGCGGCGGGGGCGGCGGGGGGUCGUUGCUGGUGGAGCCGAGGUCGGUGCUGGACUGCAGGGGGAGCCCGAGCCCGCCCAACUCCACAUCGACGCUGUCUUCGUCCCAUGGUAGCGGCGCGGCGGAUUCUAUAUCUACCGGCGUGGCGGCGGUUUCGGAGAGCAGCGCAGCCGCCGCCGAAGCCACCAGAUGGGCGGCCCCCGGCGAACACGGCGGCGGCGGUGGCGGUGAGCUGCCGCCCAUACCGGGGGCCCUGGAUGUGGGCUUCGUCGCGGAGGAGAGCUGGGACGCCAUGCUCGGCGACGCCGCGGCGGCGGCAGGCCAGGAGCAGACAUUUUUGAACUGGAUCAUGGCUGCCCCCGGCGACAUGGAACCCCAGGCGCCGGGGCUCUCGCAGCAGCAGCUCCUCGCCAAUGCCGCCGGGUUCGGGUUCCCGCUGCAGCAUCACCCCGGUGGCGUCUCCUCGCCAGCCGCCCUCGCCUCCGACCUGUCGUCCUCCGGCGGGAGGUCGCUCACAAGCAGCAGCGGCAGCAAUAGCAAGGCCACCUCCGCUUUCGGCCUCCUGUCGCCCGAAGCGGCGCUCCAGCCGCCGCCGGCGACUACUGCGCCUUUCCACAACGGCGCUGACAUGAAGCCCCCUCUCCUUGGCUUGCCAUCACCCACACUACUCCUCAACCAGCAUCAGCCGACGCCGGCCUCCACCUUGUUCAUGCCGUUCCCCUCCUUCUCCGACCAUCAACAACAGCCACUGCUCCAGCCACCGCCGAAGCGCCACCACUCCGUGCCCGACAAUCUCUUCCUCCUCCACAACCAGCCCCAGCCACCGCCGCCGGCGCCCGCGCAAUGCCUCCCGUUUCCAACGCUACAUAGCGCGGUACCCUUCCAGCUCCAGCCUUCGAUGCAGCAUCCGCGCAACGCGAUGAAGUCAACCGCGGCGGCGGCGGCGGCGCAGCAGCAACACCUCCUGGACGAGCUUGCAGCGGCGGCGAAGGCAACCGAAGUCGGCAACUCCAUAGGCGCGCGAGAGAUAUUGGCGCGGCUCAAUCAGCAGCUUCCCCCAAUUGGGAAGCCUUUCCUCCGCUCCGCCUCCUACCUAAAGGACGCCCUCCUCCUCGCGCUCGCCGACGGCCACCACGCCGCCACCCGUCUCACGUCUCCGCUCGACGUCGCCCUGAAGCUCACCGCUUACAAAUCCUUCUCCGACCUCUCCCCCGUGCUCCAGUUUGCCAACUUCACGGUAACUCAGGCGCUUCUGGAUGAGAUCGCCAGCACAACCGCGUCUUGUAUCCGCGUCAUUGAUUUCGACCUCGGUGUCGGCGGCCAGUGGGCUUCGUUCUUGCAGGAGCUUGCUCACCGCUGUGGCUCUGGCGGUGUGUCCUUGCCGAUGUUGAAGCUCACAGCCUUCGUCUCAGCCGCCUCCCACCACCCGCUUGAGCUGCAUCUUACUCAGGAUAACCUCUCACAGUUUGCUGCUGAUCUUGGUAUUCCAUUUGAGUUCAAUGCUAUUAAUCUCGACGCAUUUGAUCCUAUGGAACUCAUUGCUCCUACAGCUGAUGAGGUUGUUGCAGUAAGCCUCCCAGUUGGUUGCUCAGCACGCACUCCACUCCCAGCUAUGCUUCAGUUGGUGAAACAGCUUGCUCCUAAGAUUGUGGUUGCUAUUGACUAUGGCAGUGAUCGGAGCGACCUCCCAUUUUCCCAACACUUCUUGAAUUGCUUACAGUCUUGUCUAUGUCUUCUUGAAUCACUUGAUGCUGCUGGCACUGAUGCGGAUGCUGUCAGUAAGAUCGAGAGGUUUCUGAUUCAGCCCAGAGUGGAGGAUGCAGUUCUUGGGCGGCGUAGAGCUGACAAAGCGAUCGCUUGGCGGACAGUGCUAACAUCAGCAGGGUUUGCACCUCAACCACUCAGCAACCUUGCGGAGGCACAGGCUGACUGCCUCUUGAAGCGGGUGCAGGUCCGAGGCUUCCAUGUGGAGAAGCGUGGAGCAGGCCUUGCACUCUAUUGGCAGCGUGGCGAGCUUGUAUCCGUCUCAGCAUGGCGAUGCUGAUCACACCUGCCUCGACCAUCAUGAUUCCUACACCAUUUGCAGGCAUGUUUAACUCCAGUAAUAUGAAUUUUGUCUUGCAAUUUAAACAUUGCAAAGAAAUUAUUAUCAUGGUUGUUGCACACUCUGUUGUUUAUUAGGUAGGCCUAAUGGAUUUGGCAAUCUUGGUAUGAGUGUCUCUGUAGUGUGUGACCAGUGGCUAUGGCCUCUAGGGUCUUACCACUAUGUUGUUGCUCUCCGCUCAAUUGGCCACUUCAUGUUCUUGGAAACAUUUCGUUGUGAAUAGAUAAGAUAAUUUGGCAUGUUGAAUGUCCUUAUGACAAGCAUUAGUGUGUA
This is a messenger RNA of Oryza sativa Japonica Group (Japanese rice), 2821 nucleotides long. RefSeq names its product scarecrow-like protein 27. Gene Ontology annotation, cellular component: nucleus. Gene Ontology annotation, molecular function: DNA-binding transcription factor activity; sequence-specific DNA binding. The record is from RefSeq and is a predicted model, not a curated record. Gene Ontology annotation, biological process: regulation of DNA-templated transcription. NCBI's taxonomy places the organism in Eukaryota, Viridiplantae, Streptophyta, Magnoliopsida, Poales, Poaceae.